GAUUGGAAAUCGGAACUGUCAAGCAAAACCCUAAAUCCUCUCUCUGUACCGCUCGUCGCCCCCAAACAGCAGCAGCGUUGGUAUGGACAACGGUGAUCUUUCCUCCGGCUCUUGUUCAGAUAUGAGGAAGAAACUAAAGUUGGACGACUCUGUGGUCGAUGAAGAGAUGGUGGCGGGUGAUAGUCUUCCUUCACUUGCUGAGAAGGAGAAAACAUUUCACAAUGCUAUGGCCGAGUGGUUCAUUACUGAUGGGAUUAGUCCUAAUAUCAUUAAGAGCCCCAGAUUUGCCAAGUUCAUCAACUGCUUAAACCCGGAGUUUCCUCCUAGUGUUACUGAAGUCAAAAAAGAAGUUCUUGAGAUACACGAAGAAUGUAAGGAGAAGGCUAAGAGAUUUCUCAAGGGUUUUGAAGGUCAAUUGACUCUCUCUUAUGAAUGGUUUGUUCUUAGCGAUGAAUGGACAGACCCUGUUUUGCAUGAUGAUUUCGUUUGUUUGGCUGCUCAUUUCAUUGAUGACAACUGGAAGUUGAAGAAAUGGAUCUUGGGGUAUACUACUGACCGGAAUGUACCCCUUGAAGAUGUUAAUAUCUACCCUUUUAGAGAGGCUGUUGAGGGUUUCGAGAUUGAGAGCAAAGUCUCUACUCUUCUGUUGCCUACUGACUUGGAUUUUGAUGAAGUGACUUUAGAUCCUUUCAGGAAAUGGAUUGAAGAGAGAGGGAGUAAUCAUAUCAACCCACGGUUCUCCCUACUCUAUUGUUGCGCUGACCUUUUCCGGUUAAUGGUUGAUGAUCUUUAUAGUGACUUGAGUGGGUGUCUGCUAGAGGUUGUGCGUAUGUUGGUUGGAUGGGGAAGUAUGUCACCUACCAAUUGGAACAUCACUUUGUCUAAUCUGCAACGAGCUGUUGAUAUGAAAUCUGAGGAUGAGUUCUCAAAGGACGAGGAGUAUGAUGAUUAUGACAAACCAUCUGAUGAAGAUUGGAUUAAGAUUGAAACUUUUUGCAAACUCGUUGGUUGCAUCUAUAAAGUGUCCAAGGAGCUUUUCAAGGGAGAGUAUUUGACAUCCAACGUCUUCUUCCACCUACUUGCUGAGCUGAAGCUUAUGUUGAACCAAGGAGCUUGUGAGUGCUGAUAAUGAUCACUUCAUCAGCCGUGCUAAGUAUUUAUUGAAGAGGUUUGAUAGGUACUGGAACAAUAUGUUUCUGGUUUUGGCAACUGCUUCUGUAUUAGACCCUCGGUUCAAGAUGAAGUAUCUCGAGUUUUAUUGCUCAAAGAAGGAAGUCAAUGUUGAAGGUUCUAAGGCUGAAACUGUUUUGGACCAUUUACGCAUUCUAUAUGCUCGCUAUGCAGCUAACGAUAUCUAUCAAAAACCGAUAUUCCCGGUUGCUGCAAUUGACUCCGCAGAAGAAGAAGAAGAAGAAGAAGAAGAAGAGCAAGAGCAAGAGCAAGAUUAUGAUUUUGAAGAAGAAGAUGA
Molecule: messenger RNA, 1468 nt
Organism: Camelina sativa (false flax)
Lineage: Eukaryota; Viridiplantae; Streptophyta; Magnoliopsida; Brassicales; Brassicaceae
Source: RefSeq, a predicted model, not a curated record